Molecule: messenger RNA, 378 nt
Organism: Hydractinia symbiolongicarpus
Lineage: Eukaryota; Metazoa; Cnidaria; Hydrozoa; Anthoathecata; Hydractiniidae
Product: zinc finger protein 534-like
Exons: 1
Coding region: 1-378 (125 amino acids)
Source: RefSeq, a predicted model, not a curated record
AUGAUAAAACAUUGCUGUAUGAAGGAUCAUAUACAGGAACACAAAGAUGCUGUUUCUAAAAGUUGUGACCAAUAUCAACAAACAUUUCGUGGAAAUUGUGAACUAAAACAACACGUCUUGAUAUCUCAUGAGGAUUUAAGAUACAGUUGUAAACAGUGUGACAAAAAAUAUCGCAGUAAAAGCGGCUUGGGUAUGCACUUAAUAGUGGAACAUUCUCCUGUUAAUAUUUUAAAUCCUGUAACUGACUCAGUUGAACAUCUUCAAGAUAACUCAUUGCAAACUGGAAUGUCCCUGUAUACUUGCGAUAUAUGCGAGAGAACAUUAAAUGGGAAGCAUAAUUUGUUACGACACAAAAAUACGGAUAAUGGGAAGUGUUAA